Vigna angularis (adzuki bean) is the source of this 2685-nucleotide messenger RNA. RefSeq lists its product as uncharacterized. The transcript has 5 exons. Bases 1 to 2685 code for a protein of 894 amino acids. The record is from RefSeq and is a predicted model, not a curated record. Lineage: Eukaryota; Viridiplantae; Streptophyta; Magnoliopsida; Fabales; Fabaceae.
AUGGCAGAAGCUGAUUUACAAAAUCAUGAAAGUUGGGUAACUGUAGAGACGGAAGGUGGUCAAAUUAACCAAUUUCAAACAAUGGAAGACAUGGUGCAUGAUGCUCUUAGGCAAAAUGACUCGUGCCAAGCAUUUGCUUCUAAUAACAUUGAAGAGGCUCCGAAUGAAGAAACACAAAGGUUUUUUAAAUUUUUGUUGGAUGCAAACCAGCCGUUGUAUGAAGGAGCAUCAAACUUAAAAUUAUCAAUGUGUGUCAGACUAUUAGCUUGCAAGUCAAAUUGGAAUAUUCCUAACCAAUGCAUAGAUUUUAUUGCAAAAAUGGUUAUGGAUGCAACACCCAUCAAAUCAGGUUUGCCUAAAACAUACUACGAUGCAAAAAAGUGUGUAUCAAAGUUGGGAUUACAAUCGCAGAGGAUUGAUUGUUGCGUGGAUGGUUGCAUGCUCUUCUAUGAUAAUGAAUAUGGUAAGAAUGAUGGCGCGUUGCUUGAAUGCAAAUUUUGUGGAAAGCCAAGAUAUCAACCACGUAACACGGGAGCAACUACUACAAAACAAGUUCCUAUGAAAUCAAUGUUCUAUUUGCCAUUAAUUCCCAGACUACAAAGAAUGUAUGCCUCAACACAAACUGCAGGACAAAUGACAUGGCACUAUGAGAACAUGUCGACGAAUGGUCUUUUGCGUCAUCCAUGCGAUGGAGAGGCUUGGAAGCACUUUGAUAGAGUAUAUCCUGACUUUGGUAUCGAGCCACGCAAUGUACGACUCGGUUUAUGCUCUGAUGGUUUUAACCCAUAUGUACAAGCAUCAAAUAUACCAUAUUCAUGUUGGCCAGUUAUUGUCACCCCUUAUAAUCUUCCUCCAGAAAUCUGCAUGUCUAAACCUUACAUGUUCUUGACAUGUCUCAUUCCCGGGCCAUUCAAUCUAAAGGUUGGCAUAGAUGUUUACUUAGAGCCCUUGAUAGACGAAUUGAAGAAGUUGUGGACGGGUGUGAUAACAUAUGAUAUUUCAAGGAAACAAAACUUUAUUUUGAGGGCCAUGCUGAUGUGGACAAUUAAUGAUUUUCCUGCUUAUGAUAUGUUGUCCGGCUGGAGCACUCAUGGUAAACUGGCAUGCCCACAUUGCAUGGAGCAUACAAAGGCUUUUAGAUUAUAUCAUGGGGCAAAAAAUUCGUGGUUUGACUCCCAUCGGAGGUUUUUACCGAAUGACCAUGCCUUUAGAAGGAAUAGGAAUGCUUUCAAGAAGGGGGAAGUGGAGAUGGAUGACGCACCACCAUAUCUAACGGGAGCAGAAGUUUGGAAUAGAAUCAAUGGUUAUCCGAAAAUAACUGAAAAUGGUGCACCAAGAAUUGAUGGAUACGGUGAGUGGCAUAAUUGGACGAAAAAAAGCAUCUUUUGGGAUCUACCCUAUUGGAAGGAUAAUUUGUUAUGGCAUAAUCUUGAUUUCAUGCACAUUGAAAAAAAUUUCUUUGACAACAUCUUUAAUACUGUGAUGAAUGUUGCGGGGAAGACAAAAGACAAUGACAAGGCUCGAAUGGAUAUAGCUUUGUAUUGUAGACGAAAAGAUUUGGAGCUAAAAAGUCAUACCAAUGGAAACAUGUAUAAGCCAAAAGCAAAUUAUACACUUUCAGCAGACCAAACAAAACAAGUUUGUCAUUGGGUAAAAGCUCUUAAGAUGCCUGAUGGAUAUUCUUCUAACUUGUCAAGGUGUGUUGAUGUGAAUAGGGGAAAGCUCAUUGGGAUGAAAAGCCAUGACUGCCAUGUGUUUAUGGAAUGCUUACUUCCAAUAGCGUUUAGUUCUUUACCGUGUCAUGUUCUCAAUCCUAUUACAAAGAUAAGUCAUUUCUUUAGAGAUUUGUGUUCUACUACAUUGAACAAGGAUGACCUAGUGAAAAUGAAAGAAAACAUUCCAAUCAUUCUGUGCAAGAUGGAGAGAAUAUUUCCUCCCUCAUUCUUUGAUUCUAUGGAACAUCUCCCUAUCCAUCUUCCAUAUGAGGCACGACUUGGUGGACCGGUCCACUAUAGGUGGAUGUACCCAUUUGAAAGGUUCAUGGGAUAUGCUAAACGUUUGGUAAAGAAUAAAGCUAGGGUUGAAGGAUCUAUUUGCGCAUCAUACUUGCAUAGAGAAACAACUCAUUUUUGUUCCCAUUAUUUCAAAAACUUCAUGUUAACACCAGAAAGCCGUAGAAAUGAAGUAGACAUUGAAAUAGAAAGCUUUACGACAACAUUAUCAGUGUUUGACCAACCUGGCCGUCAUUCUGGGAGGGAAUCAACACAUUGGUUAAGUGAUGAAGAAUUGAGAUCAGCUCACGUUCAUGUUCAUAAUGAUCCUUUAAGUGUGAGGAACCAACAUCUUAGAGAUUUAUCACUUGCUACUUUAAGGGUGGAUUCAAAGUAUGGCAUUGUGGAUAUUCGAAUGGAUAAAAGAUAUGUGUUGUUUGAUCCUUUUAUAAUUGCACAUAAUGUACAACAAGUGUAUUAUGUACCGUAUCCAACAUCACGCACGGACAAACGAGUUGAAGAAGUAGUCCGAUUACAAGAUGUGGAAGCUGGUCUUGAAGAAGUGGACCAUAACAAUAUUUCAUCAUUUCAUGGGCAAAUAGAUGAAGAUACAACUGAAUCAGAAGAAUACAAUGCAGAGGGACAGGGUGAAGAUGACAAUGAAGAUCAAUUUCAUAGUUCUAGCACUGAAUAG